UCACUCUCACACAAAUGCCGCACACAUGCACAGUGAUUCUUCCAUAGAUUUUGUUGUGUUCCGUGAGUCAUAAAUUGAGGCUUAUCAUUCGAUUUGUGGUACGAAUACAGGUUCCGUAAUCAAUGAAAAACCCCCAAUCCUCGCCUUCUUCGUUUCUAAUGUGAUCGCAAUUAUCAUCAGUGUAAAAAUAUCGUGAAAAACGCCUUGAUUGCAUCCAAAGUCGCGCAAAAAAAUGGCUGCUGCUGCGGCUGCCGCAUUGCUUGAUGAACUUAUGGGAAGAAACAGGAAUGUUCUUCCCAAUGAAAAGCCAAAGGAACUAAACUGGGAAGAUUCGGAGUUUUGUAAGCUCUACCUCGUAAAAUUCUGUCCACAUGACCUUUUUGUAAACACAAGAGCAGACCUGGGUGCUUGCGCUCGAGUGCACGAUGAUGAAGCUCGCGACCUUUUUGAAAAAGCUCCUUAUUCGUACCGGAAGCAGCAGUACGAAGAUGAGUUCAUCAGAUUUUGUCAAAGUAUGCUCAAUGAGGUCGAGCGCAAAAUCGUCAAAGGAAAACAAAGGCUCGCCCUCAUCGGAAGGACAGAAGCGCCCACUUUAACGCCAGCACAGACGCAAAGGAACGAAGAGCAAAUUGCUUUGCUGAAUGAAAAAAUUAAUAAACUUGUAGAGGAAGCUGAACAGAGUGGAAUACAGGGCAAUGUGGAGCAGGCUCAGGGACUUAUGCGUCUUUGCGACCAGCUUAAAGAAGAGAGAGAAACCCUACGUAAAUCUAACGAUAAUAGUCAUUAUAACCAGAUUUUAUUUUUACAGACUGCAGAAUUGGCAGCAGCUCAGGAAAAACAAAUGGAAGUAUGUGACGUGUGUGGUGCCUUCCUCAUUGUUGGAGACGCUCAGCAACGAAUAGACGACCAUCUUAUGGGAAAGCAACACGUAGGUUAUGCCAGGUUGAAAAGUGCUCUUCAGGAAAUUAUGGCGAAAAGGGAGAAAGCGAGGGACGAGAAGGAGCAAAAAAGGGACGAAGAGAGGAAAAAGGCGCGCGAAAAUGAGGAACAACAAAGGAAAAGGAGGGACGGGGAAAGAGAUCGAGACCGUGAUCGUGACAGGGAUAGGGAAAGGGGUGACAGAGGUGAUAGAGGAGAUAGAGACAGGGAUCGAGACCGAGAAAGGGACAGGGACAAGCGUCGAAGACGUGAUGAUGAAAAACCCAGACAUGACACAGUCAACAGAAAUUCUCACCGUAGCAGAAGUAAAUCAAAGGAAAGACAUGACAGACAUAGUAGAGAUGAUGACCACCGUCGUCAUAAUGUAAGAGAUAGUAAAGGAAAUCGAGAUCAUCGAAAUUCCAAUCACCACAAUCGUCGUCGACACAGAUCCGGAAGCCGAAGUCACAAGUAACUCUACUCUUGAUUGGUUAGUGAGUGAGAAGUGAGCCAGAUUAAAUGCGGUAAAUCGUAACGAUUGUCACCUCAACGACUGCAUAGUUUUUUUUGUCGGAAAGAAAUUAGAGGUUUAGUGGAGGAAACAGUGCCUACUUCCGUAGACCUGCCACGACAGUGCCCCGUGCGACUCUGACUAUACAAUCCUAACUUCUGCUACGCAUUUCUGAGGUAUUUAUGUCGGAAUGAUAAUGCCAAUCAUGCCCUUGUAUUAGGAGAGAUAGAUUUUCCGAAAAUGGGACUUGAUCUUUUUUUAUGAUUUCGCCGAAAAGUGCUCUUUACCGUUCUACUCGAUAUUAUUCUACUCUUUAUCAGUAGGGAUAUAAAGCAUAAAAAAUAUCAUCUCAUACUCAUUUCUCAGGCCCCGGAACAACUCGACUCUCCAUUUUCCAGAAUCUUCAAAGUUGUGACGAACAAAGAAAUAAUAAUUUGCUUGAAAAAUAAAAAAUAAAGUCUUCUGUUUCCGAGGCCUGAUUUCUUUCAAUUUUUCAUUUUAAUUCAAAUUUUUUUGUUUCAUUUUCUGCAGGCUUUACAUCUCUACUCGUGACUUUUCUUCACGACCACUAAUUAUUGAUAAGACAUUUAGGUACUUGCAUUCUUCACACUUGAGAAGAUCUUUUCGUAUUUUCUAUACAAAAAGAAGUUUUGAACUCAAAUAAAAAAGAGAGAACAGGAGAGGAGCGGCGUGUCUAGUGCGAUAGGAAGUCGUGCACGCAGCUUAAUAUAUUUUUAAGGUAAACAUUUUGCAUAAUCUUACAAGUUUGAGAGCAUCAUGAAUUUUCUAUAGAAUCAGAACACUUCAUCAGCAUAUUGUGCAUUACAAAGAUUGUAUUUUAUAAUUAGAAACAGUGACUUACCAGGUCAGUUUAUAUUUCGAGAUCGGUGGCAAAUAUUUGACCGAGCCGAAUUAAUCUUCUCCAUAUUUCGAGCAGUUGUUAAUUUUAAAAUAAAUUCACUGGACAGCGAAAUGCCAAUUGAUAUCAUUGUAACAUUUCGACUAUUGUUAUAUUAAUUAAAUAAAACAGGAAUCGCGCAAUACGCAUGAUAUCUGAGACUUUAAAAAAAAAAA
Belonocnema kinseyi is the source of this 2503-nucleotide messenger RNA. RefSeq names its product luc7-like protein 3. Lineage: Eukaryota; Metazoa; Arthropoda; Insecta; Hymenoptera; Cynipidae. Bases 233 to 1393 code for a protein of 386 amino acids. Gene Ontology annotation, cellular component: U2-type prespliceosome; U1 snRNP. Gene Ontology annotation, biological process: mRNA splice site recognition. The transcript is spliced from 9 exons. Gene Ontology annotation, molecular function: mRNA binding. The record is from RefSeq and is a predicted model, not a curated record.